This is a messenger RNA of Cooperia oncophora, 474 nucleotides long. Lineage: Eukaryota; Metazoa; Nematoda; Chromadorea; Rhabditida; Trichostrongylidae. The record is from the annotation of a GenBank genome assembly.
AUGGAGGAAGAUCAAACACUGCCACUCUUUGUACUUUUCGUGCUUUAUAUUGGAUUAGGUGGCCUCAUGCUGGCUACAUACGAGCCAGAUAUGGACUUUUUCAAGGCUGUUUAUUUCAAUUUCGUGACGUUGACGUCGAUUGGACUAGGCGACAUUGUACCGCGAAGCGAGACGUAUAUGGCAUUGACAAUCAUUUACAUCGCAAUAGGCCUCGCUCUGACCACCAUAGCUAUAGAAAUUGCUGCCGACACACUCAAGAAGCUUCACUAUUACGGCCGAAAAAUUGAAAACGUCGGCAAUGUGGCGAUUUGGUUCGGAGGAAAGAAGAUUACUAUGAAAGCACUGGUAAAGAACCUCGGUGAUCAGUUCAACUUGCCGACAACUGUUGUUAAAAGCCUCGAUCUUGAUCAUUUCGUCGAUCAAGCUAUUAAAGUGGAAGAGGGCCAAAUUGAAACAUUGCGGGUGAGCUCUUAA